Messenger RNA from Pyrenophora tritici-repentis Pt-1C-BFP, 1956 nucleotides. Its product is annotated as SpoU, rRNA methylase. Gene Ontology annotation, molecular function: RNA binding; rRNA (guanine) methyltransferase activity. The record is from RefSeq and is a predicted model, not a curated record. Gene Ontology annotation, biological process: rRNA methylation. Gene Ontology annotation, cellular component: mitochondrion. Lineage: Eukaryota; Fungi; Ascomycota; Dothideomycetes; Pleosporales; Pleosporaceae.
AUGGUGUAUUUCUGCCUCGGUGGUAAUACUUUGCGUCAUGUUCAGCAAUCCAUCCUCCCACGCACAUUUUGCCGCUACAAAUCAAUCACGGCCGCUAUCGAGAGGGGCAGGCAUGACGGACGAGACCGACCUUUUAGACCCCGCACACAAACAGCCAACUACGACAAUCGAGAAAGCCCCUUGAAGACACGCCGCGAAGCACGAUUCGAACGGUUUGGUCCACCCCGCGAUGACCCAUUUCCAAAACCAAACAACCAGCGGUCGUCAAGAAACGAGGAGGAGCGUCCACCAAAUGAUAAUAACGAUGCAUUGAGUAGCUUUGUAGAAGAGCGGCCACAAGGGGGAAGGGCCCGUCUAUCGAGGGCUGGAAACAGUCGGCCUAGCAGGUUUGAUGAAGAUCGUCCGUCGAGGAAACCGUAUGGUGAAUCCAGCAAAUUUGGAAGGGGGCGGCCAAGCGGAAAAUGGCAAGAUCGUCCGGCAAGGGCUGGGAGUGAUUUAUCUAACAGGCAUGGAGAAGAUCGCCCGAGGGGGAAUUGGAAAGAGCGUUCGCAAAGCGACAGGGAAGACCGACCGGCAAGGGUUAGGGAUGGUGGGUCUAAUAGGUUUGGGAGAGACGGUCCACAGAGGAAUUGGGAAGAGCGUUCGCCAAGUAACAGAGAAGGCCGCCCGGCAUGGGCCAAGAGUGAUGGAUUUGACAGAUCUCGGGGAGAGGGUUUCCAAAAGACCAGCAACGAUAGAUCCGGCAGAUUAGGAGUAGAGAAGCCACAGCGAAUUUCGGAAGAGCAAGCGCAAGAAACGUCGGUAAAGCAGCCGGUUAAGGAAGAUACACGCCCAGAAUUUGUGCAACAUCUCGAGAAUCUCAGAUCGCCGUCGGCUAGGACCAAGCAUAACAAACUCAACAAGCAUGGACUGCUAUACGUAGUCAAGCCCGAUUCCGGUGAGGGAGACUCAACACGGUUUGAUAAACCCAAGUCGGUACGAGGACCUGAGUCACUCCCGUAUACCACGGCCGCAUCCGAGUUCAUCUAUGGAACCCGCAGCGUAUUAGCUGCUAUCAAAGCAAAUCGGCGCAAGUUCUAUAAACUCUACAUACAUGCACGGGGCAUGGAAAACAGUCAAGCUAUCAAGUCAACCAUCCGGUCUCUCAAGCUUUUCCACAUCACUACGGAAGUUGGGGAUGAAUACAUGCGAGCCAUGGAUAAGGCAAGCAACGGCCGACCACACAAUGGUCUGAUACUGGAAGCCUCGCCUCCCCCGGUCCUCCCCAUUACUCAGCUAACGGCGGCAUCUAUUGAAGACGGAGCGUUUAACUUGUCACUCGACAGGCAGAGCGCAGAAGAUGAGGCUAUCAACGGCACGCAGGAGCUUUACGAGUACAAGUCAGACGGAUGGAGGUAUCCGCUGAUUCUUUACAUCGAUGGAGUUGUUGACGAAGGAAACCUUGGCGCCAUUGCACGUUCAGCCUAUGUCCUGGGCGUCGAUGCCAUCGUUACUCCCACACACCACACAGCGGAAUGGAGUCCAAUCGCGAUCAAAGCCUCGUCAGGCGCCGCCGAAGCAAUGCCCCUCUUCAGGGUCAAAGAGCCAGAGCAAUUUUUCCAAAGCAGCUCGCAAGUUGGAUGGCGUAUAUAUGCCAGUGAUGCCGUACCGUUAUCGACGCAAGACGGUCAACAUGUCGUCUACUCCUUGUCUCAGAGAUACAGCCCACUUCCGGCUGACCAUAGCCCUUUGGCAGAGCACCCAACAAUCCUCAUGAUGGGGUCCGAGCAUUCUGGGGUGAAGAAGCAUUUAGCGAAGAUGGCGCACUACAAAGUGGGCAUCCCUCAUGGUCGAAGUGUCGAUGAAGUGGGUGUGGACAGCUUCAAUGUUAGCGUAGCGGCAGGCAUUCUCUGCUACCAGAUGAUGCAGAGACCCCAAUCAGCGGCAGAGCGCGAUCCCGAGAAUGUCAUGUUCUAG